This is a messenger RNA of Vitrella brassicaformis, 2107 nucleotides long. The record is from the annotation of a GenBank genome assembly. NCBI's taxonomy places the organism in Eukaryota, Vitrellaceae.
AGCGGCUAGAGGACGAAAGGCACGAUCCGAUACGGCACUUUCUCCUGGUACUUGGCCCAGUCCUUGCCGUAUUUGCUGGCGCAGCGUGCGUCGUCCCUGUAGGCCCGAUCCAGCAGCAAAAUCGUCAAGUAAACCUACACACACACACACACACACAUCCGUAGAGAGAAACCCAGCCAGCGCUCAUUUCGGUGGCUGAGCUACCGUGUAGAAGUAGGGCAAUAUGUAUGAGAGCGUCACGGGCGGCGCCCACAUCAACGCGGCCAAUAUCUCGGGCAGAUAGUGAAAAUGCCUGCACACACCAACCACACCAUACGCAGUCCAUACAUCCAUCCACCACAAGACACAUUGCUCACCCACCCAGCCGCCCACUCACCGUGCGAGUCCCCACCAGCCCGACGCCAGCAGCAGCGAUUGUUUGAGCUCCCCCGCUUCAGUGCGGUACGUGGCCACGAUCAUCUGCGGCUUCCUCCCCCAUACCAUAGCCUCACCGCUGGUGGCGCGGAACACCUGACGCUGCCGGUCGCUGUCGUAAUUCACCCUGACAGUCACAUGGAUGGAUGGAUGGACAGAUGGAGAGGGGGGGAAGGGUUACCAGAUGAAGAAUGCGCCGAGGAAGAGGCACAUUGCGGUGAGGGGGAUGCCGAUGGUGAUUGGAUGCAUCACACACCAGUGGGCAGAUGACGUGUACACCGCUGCACACACACACACACACACACUCAGAGAGAGGGAUGGUAUGUCUUUUUCGAGAGUGUGUGUGUGCUGUGAUGCUGCUCACAUGGCACCCAGACCAUGCAUCCCCAGCAGAUGUAGUAGCCCGCCCGGUCGUGCUGGAUGUCCAUCGUGCAGAAGUAGCCCGUCUCCCACACAAAGAACUUCAGCAGGUAGAUCCACUGAAGGCACACAGAUAUCUGCAGGCACCCACCACACACAAACAUCACAAACAUGACACACACCCUUGUUGUGUGGCUAUGGGGGCAGCUGAGCUGACCAGCAUGGCGUCGCUGACGUAGCCAAAGGUCUCAUACUGUUUGCAUGCAAAGGAGAGGCACGCAAUGGCCCACCAAGUGAGGCCGAACCGGUCGUUGGUGAACUGUUUGACAUCCCACCCCAGUACUGAAUGAACCACACACACACACAGGCAGAGAGAGAGGGAGAGGGAGAGGGAGAGGGGGAGGAGAGAGAGAGAGAGAUCACACACAUCGCUCAUAUGUGUGUGGUGCUGCUCACUGUUGGGGUACAGUUCAGUGCCAUAGAAGAAGUCGAACAUGGGAUUGUCGGUGGUGCCGGAGUCCUUCGACGAGGGGAAGGUGAUGCCCUUGACGUAGAGCAUCAGACAAAACAGCAGGGCAAACACCGUCAGGGCCGACAGGAUCUCCCCAUAAUGGUCAUACAAUAUCCCUGACACACACGCGCAUAUCAGGGGUGUUGUGUGAGCAUCCCCUCUCUCCCUGUCGCCCUCUGUGUGUGUGUACCUCCGUUGUAUAGCCCCAGGCCGAACUGCGAGCCGCCAACAAACAGCGCAUUCAUCAGCAGAAAGUACUCCACGCCGUUGGCGUGAUACGUGUUGCGAUAGCCAGUGGGGCUGGGCGGACCUGCACACCCACAACCCCACCACACCCACUGCCGACACCUCCCUUGUGAGUCACAGUGUACUGACCUUUGUACAUCUUGCAGGGGAUCAGCCGAGUGAGCCCAAGCGCCAACCCAAUGAAGCACCCAAUGAUCUGCCACGCCCUCACAUCCACAGGCGACGGCACCUCCCGCACAAAUGCCAUCACCCCUCUCCCUCCCUCGGCAGCAAACACGCCAGCCACCCUGGCAAGAUCUCCAUCUUGCCUCUGGAUGACCCACCACAGCAGCACAGGGACGAUGGGCGUGACGAUGAGCAGGAAGAGGGUGCCGAGAGUGCGCCUGUAAGGGAUGAGCCCGACGCAGACGCCUGUGUUGUUGAGCCACAUGGAGCCAUCCCCGUCGGCGGUCUUGUCCUUGUCAGAUCUGGCAUCAUCGCGUGUUGAUGCUGACGUAGCGGCUGUGUCUGGCGUGGCCGCCAUGCUGACGUGACACGCGGAGUAACACACCUGAUCACUCGAAGGGAAUGUGGAAC